Messenger RNA from Oncorhynchus mykiss (rainbow trout), 2637 nucleotides. It is a transcript of the gene mxra8b, whose product is annotated as matrix-remodelling associated 8b. Lineage: Eukaryota; Metazoa; Chordata; Actinopteri; Salmoniformes; Salmonidae. Gene Ontology annotation, biological process: cell adhesion; cell differentiation. The record is from RefSeq and is a predicted model, not a curated record. Gene Ontology annotation, cellular component: membrane; cell surface.
UCAGAAGAAGUGGUCACUUUCAAAGAUGCCAAUGUGAAGCAGGAGACGAGAAGAUGCAGUCGGUCUGUUUUCUCUGUCGCAGUGCCAGGAGGUGUAGGGUUUCACAGGCACGUGUAGGAGGGGCAUACCCUGCUGGUCUAGACUCUGGAGAAGUCUAGUUUUGUUGUUGACGCACUUUCUUCAGGUGUUGCUUUCUUCUGUCCAUUGAUGCACACACAUCACCGUGUUGCAGCCUACCAUCUUUUCUCCCAGCUUUCGAGGCGAAGUUGGACAAGACAGACAAAGACAUGUUGCUGCUGUUUCUGAGUUCUGCUGUCUUCUUCAUGCCCAGUGCAUGGGGCCAGAGCAGCAGCAGUCUAGGUGUGGUGGUGGAGGCCCGCAACAUCACCCUCCCAGCCGGGACCCUGGCGGUACUGCCCUGCAACAGCCCCCGCAUGGUGUGGACCCGGGACCGCCUGAAGGACCGCCAGAGGGUGGUCCACUGGGACCUGGUCCGGAGCAUACCGGAGUACUCUGUGGAGAGGAUACUGGACAUGUCCCCCGGGGUCAAAGAGAGAGUCUACAAUGGGUUCAACAAGGGCCGCAUAACCAUCCCCAAAACCGCCUUCACUGACGGGAACUUCUCCCUCGUCAUCAACAAUGUGGGAGCAGCUGACCGAGGUGUUUAUAGUUGUAACCUGCACCACCACUACUGCCAGCUGCACCAAUCCAUCAAGAUACAACUCAACACCACCAAGUCAGCCCGUAAGGAGAAACGGUACUGGGACGGGGACAAGACAGUGUUUGUGGUGUUGCUGGGGAGCUCGGUGGUGUUGCCGUGUGUGAACCGGCGGCCCCUGUGGACGGAGGGCCAGCAGGAGGACCAGCAGCAGGUAGCCCACUGGGACUGGCAGCCCCCUGGGGUGAGACCUGAUUUGGCUGACCGCCUGGUGGACCUGUACGCUUCCGGAGAGCGCAGACAGUAUGGACCGCUCUUCCCUGUGGAUAAGAUGAGUGUUUCUGAGGAUGCCUUCUCUGUAGGGGACUUCUCUCUGACCAUCUCUAACCUGCAGCCCAUCGACAAGGGCCUGUACUCCUGCCACCUGCACCACCACUACUGUGGCCUGCACGAGAGACGCAUCUUCAGACUCAUGGUGGGGCCUCCACUCCCCCCGCCUCCUCUGGUCCUCACUGCAGCUCCUGCUGUCCCCGCUGUCCCCCACGCACUCCCCAAUGACGACCCAAGCCACAACGUGGUUGAACUUGAGAGGCCACGAGUCGUCAACGUCAUCCUCCCUGAGCACCGAGGGCACUUCUUCCAGCAGCUGGGUUACAUCCUGGCUACCUUCUUCCUCCUAGCCUUCAUCAUCACAAUCGUCACUGUGCUUACCCGACGACGCAGAAAGAGAGGGCUGGAGUAUGACCUGCAAAGAUCUAAACGGAGGGGUCAUGUGACUGGCCAUGAGGACAUUGCAUUGGACGCCACAGAGCUGAAGGUCUGCAACCAGGAACACCUGAAUUCAGAUUACAAAAACAACUUACUGAAAGAGAGAGAUAUGUCCAAAGACCGCAAUAAAGAAAUGGAUGGAAAGUUGUGGAAGUGAGACAGAAAUAACUGAUAUGCUGCUGGCUGGUCCAGGGCAGACGUACAGGAUAAGGAAGUAAACGAUUAUAAUGGUGGAAUUCAAAGCGGAGGGGGGGGGGGGGGGGGGGGGCUUUCUCUUUCUAUAGACACCCCCUUACCAAACUCUUACCAAAACAUUUCUAUUGCUGCGCCAGUCAACGUUUUUUGUUUUAUAUUUUCAUACUGGUAAAGUCUGUAUUAUGAUCUGCUGUGAUUUUAACAUGGCUAGAUAUGUCUUCAAUUUUGUAUUACACAGAUAUUUGAUGCCAAGUAUUUUAUAGAACAAUAACACUGUGUACUGUACAACCUUCCUUUUUGUAUGUAACAAAACACUUUCUGUCACUGUAUUCCUUUAAUUCACCCUUCAAACUUUUCAUUUUCAGAAUGCAUGGUGUCUUUUUAAUGUGUGUGGGAGAACUGUCAUGUUCCAUGUGUGAUUUCAUAGCUCAUAACGCAUUGAGUAAGUUUAUAAAAAAUAUUUCCACCAACCUUGCUGUAAUUGACUGUUAACACAUUACAUUAAGCCAACGUAUCCUUUCUGUAAAGAGUCAUAAGUAGUUUAUAACCAGGCUUUUAAUUAUUCCUUGGUAGAUUGCUUAUAAGACGUUAUCCUUACCAAGUCCAUUUGUGAUUGACGAUCAUGGACCACAAAGAAGGCUAUACAUGUAAUGGAACUCAGGAAAACAAGCCUUGAACAGAAUCCAGAUGUGUUUUUUAGGAAUGUGUGUUAGGAUAUGUACGUUUGCCUGUGAGUGAUUGUCUAUUUGUGUAAUGCAGGCUUGCAGUACACUGUACAGUUUGGAGCUGUCAAGUUGACAAGCCAACGAAUCUUGCAAUCUGGGUUAUUAGGAUUCGUGUAGAAACGGGAACGAAGAGGACUAAGUUUGUAGAAGACGUCAUAUUUUUCAAUGACUGUAAUUGGAUAAAGGGGUCCUGACACUUUCAGUUUGGAAGCUUUACUUACAAGCAAGUUAUCUGUGCAGUAGCAUGCUGGUUCAUUAUCUUCACUAAUAAAUAUUAAUUUAAAAAAACAA